Messenger RNA from Phytophthora infestans T30-4, 699 nucleotides. RefSeq lists its product as uncharacterized. The record is from RefSeq and is a predicted model, not a curated record. The transcript has 3 exons. Bases 1 to 699 code for a protein of 232 amino acids. NCBI's taxonomy places the organism in Eukaryota, Oomycota, Peronosporomycetes, Peronosporales, Peronosporaceae.
AUGGAGAAUAUUCCGCUGCCAGAGUCACUGUCCUGUCGUCUCAGCAUCAAGAAUGGAGAACCCUUCGCUGCGUGUCGGGACAAGGUUCCGAGCAAACUGCCAGGACAAUGGAGACCUGAAUUCGACAUCUAUCUGAAGCCUAGCAAUAACGCCAAGCAAAAACAGUUUGAGAUUGCAUGCCAAGACACAGCGGCCCUUCUUGCACAAUUAAAGGAUGUCUGGAACAGGGCGAAACGGAGGCGUAAUGGGCAAGCAGGGUUUGAGCUGGAGCUUUUUGUGUACGUACCCAAGCCUGAAGCUCAGACGUCACUCCGUCGAGCUAGUGCUGCCCGUAUUCAGGAGCAAAUGCCACGUGUGGCAGCAUUUCUGAGAGAGCAGCAGGUUGACGCUGGGCCUGCGACGGAGCGAUACAUGGCCAUCACACACGCAAGAUUGCCUGAAGGGACUCCAUUACAAGUACCCGACAGUGUUACAUUCCGCCAGCUCCAGCACAUUGACUAUCGAGUCGUGCGCGUUAAGCUUCAUGGUGUUCCUGUGCCAUUACAUGUGAGCGUAAGUGAUCUACGAGAGGCGCUGGGACUACCGAGCUAUAGCUUACGACCUCCGUUUAGAGCGCCAACACAAACAGACACGCCGGCACCAGCGACCAACAUUGAAGACGAAGAACACAUGAGUGAUACCGAUGCAAAUAUGGAGUAG